Phalacrocorax carbo (great cormorant) is the source of this 8460-nucleotide messenger RNA. The record is from RefSeq and is a predicted model, not a curated record. Lineage: Eukaryota; Metazoa; Chordata; Aves; Suliformes; Phalacrocoracidae.
GGUGGGCGGGCGAAGGACCGAGCGCGGCCUCUUGGGGAGGAAGGGCCGUCCCGGGAGUGAGGCGGGAGCGGCGGAGUUGAGCCGAGCUGCUCCCCUCGGUGCCGCUCUCCGCCGGCUUCUCGGCAGCCGCCCCCUCCUGCCAGCGGGGCCGGGACGGAGCGGCGGCCACGGGGAGCCUGGGCUCGCAACGGUGGCCUAAACCUGGGCUCCUGCAGUUUGCGGGGCGCUUAUCGCUUGUAGGAGCUGGUGGAAGCCGUGAACGGGGAGCUUCAGGUGAGGGACACUGAAGACUGCCGCUUCCUGUGGCGUACAGGUAAGAUUCCUUACGUUUGAAGAUGCCGCUCUUUGGGAAUAUUAUUGUGAUUAAACGGAAUGGGACUGAUGGAAUUAGUUUUCCACUCACUGCAAGUUCUUGUUUAUUUGGAAGGAGAACAGAAUGUGAUAUUCGCAUCCAGUUGCCUCAGGUCUCAAAAGAACAUUGUAAAAUUGAAGUGAAUGAAAACAAGGAGGCAAUAUUGACUAAUUUAAGUACAGUAAAUCCUACGCAGCUGAAUGGUGAUUGUUUUCAGCAACCCGUACCUCUGAAGCAUGGAGAUGUGUUAACAAUUAUCGAUCGCUCUUUCAGGUUUGAAUAUCCUCUCCAAUCAACUCCAAGAAAGAAGCGUUCUAGAUCUCCAAAAGAUGAAACACUGCAGCAGGUGGCAGAAGUGGAAUUACCACGCAAACAAACUUCAGGACAUAAAAGUCUUCAUGCUGCAGAUAAUGCUGAGUGUGAAGAAAAAAAUGCCAAUGAAAAUAAAGAAAGUACAGAGGAAAAUACUUACAAAGCUUUACUCGUCAAACUACAAACACCCAAAUCUUCACACAGAACACAUCAAUCUAGUAAAAAGCAAAAUGAAAUGUCUCCCUUUAGUAAACUCUAUGAAAAACUGAAACAUGAGAUUAAACUGAACAAAGCUCUGCAAGAGGGAAAUGCGUCUAAAGAUGCUGCAAAAGAAGAUGGUAAGAGUGUUCUAGAACCAAGUGCUCGAAUUUCGUCAUCGGGUUGUGUUUAUGAUCUGGGAAGCCUGACUAAAGAAAAAGAAAUAGGCAAAAGUGAAAACACUGAAGAACGUAAAAUAAAAAUAAACCAAGAAGUAAUCAGUUCAGAGCUUAACCAGAUCGCAGCUGUAGGAGGUGCUACCAGGAAAAGUUUUACCAGAAGUCCUCGAACUUCUGUUUCAAAGGAGAUGUCAAGAGAUAUUGGUAAAAGAAGUCACUUGCAGGAUCAUAAGGAACCAAGUACAGCAGGUGAAUCUCAAGGUACCGAAGGUACAACCAAACCCCCUAAGGAGAGUGAUGGAAAUGCAGCAUUUUCAUUGAAGCCGUGCUCUAUAGAAUGCUUGGAUUAUGCAGAUAAAAUGAAAAUAUACAGCUCUGCAAUAGCAGCAGAUAAACUAGCACAAACCAAUAACAAGAUAAAUGCUCCUAAAGUAGGUGAGGAUGCUCUGUCUACACCAACGUCCAGAAGGAAGAGUCCUCGGUCUCAUUUCUUACCACCUACAAAAGCAACUAGUGGAAUGAACCCUGUACAUACUGAUACUCCAACAACUCAACACGUGUCACUGAAAUGUGACCUUUUUUCAGAAGUUUCAGGGGAAACUCAAAGGGAAGAUUCAGCGUGUGGAAAUGAUAGCCUCAAACAAGUGCAUUUGGCAGAAAAUAAAUGCUUAAGACAAAGACGAAAUAGUAAACAACAUACACCGGGAAAGCCUGUAAAAGAAGUAGUGCUGCAAGAAAUUUGCGAUGAGGCAAACACUCCUCACUCAAAAGAGGGACAUUCUGAAACUCCUGUCUCUAAUUCCAAGAGUCCCAGAAGAAAUAACAGGCAAAGUAAAGAAUUAUCAAACAAAAGUGUCCAUUCAGAGACACUGGCUUCAGAAGAGGCAACAUCAGAUUUGGCAUCUCCCCCUGGUCAGAAGUCUGACUCUGGAAGAAAAAGGGGUAGGCCAAGGUCCUCAGGACCGCAAACUGAAAAAGCACUGGAGACGAAUGCUGUUCAAGAACAUCCUGGUAAGACUACAGACAGAAAAGACAGUGGAAUUACAGAAGAGCUGGCCAUGAAGGGGUGUCAUCAGAAACAAGAUUUGGAAGAUGCCAGUAUUACAAGACCUCGUAGAUUAUCAUCAGAGAGAAGGUCUUCUGGUAGUGCUGCUGUACUGAAAGACAAUGAGACUGUCUCAGAAACGAAUAUUUCUGGCCUGUUGGCUGGAGGAGAAUCGGGCAAGAAAAGAAGGAUAUCUCAGAAGAGGAAAAGUGGUGAUUUGGUACUUCAGCCUUUAGGAAAAAGAAAGAGAGUGUCUUUUGGUGGUCAUCUAAGUCCAGAACUUUUUGAUAAAAGUUUGCCUCCCAACUCACCCCUUAAAAAGGGUGCGAUUCCUGUGAGACUGAGCUUACCAUUUGGAAACUCGCCGCGUGCCGUUCUGAAAAAGGCUCAGGGAUUGAGGCACUUUUCAGUCCAGGAGCUUUCUGAAGAUUUGCAGAAAGAAAAGAUGUCGCCAAAAAAUUUGCCAACCCAGAAGUCCCCAGGUGCCUCAUCCCCUGCCUCUGGGAGGGCAACACCUAAACUUACUUCAGGCGCUCUAGCACCUUACACAAAAGGACGUUUCUCCAUUUCUCAUGUCACAACACAAUUGCCAGUGGCAGAAGAGAAGGAUGAUGUUGCAGAAGAAAUUAAUACAAAGGAGGAAAAUGGAGCCCAAGUGAAAACACCUAAACCUUCUUGCAUCAACCAAGAUGAAAAGACCUCUUUUACGGCUAAACCUGACAAACUAACAAGAAGUGCACAACUUGCCUUGAAGGUCACUCCCAUGAAGAGGAGAAGCGGGGCUGUGGCAGUUAUCAAUGCAAAAAGAAGAAGUGGUGCCUCUAGUGCCAACUUACUAGUUGCAAAAUCUUGGGCAGAAGUGGUAAAAUUAGGUGUUGCAAGACCACAGGCAAAGGCUGUUAAAAAAAGUGUCCGAAAACAAAGAUCCCUAAAGCAGAAAAUCCGAUCACCAAAGACUCCAGAAAACAAAAUAAGAGGUCCUUUUAGUACAGGCCAUGCAGAGUCACCUGCUACAAUAGUGGUAGGUAGAGCUUAUUCCACCAGAGUCAGAACGGCUGGACAGGUCCCUAAAGUGGUGAAAAAUCCUAUCUUGAAGCUAAACAUGAACAUGGAUGAAAGCUUCACAGGAAUGACUGAAAUGUUUCAAACGCCAGAAGAGAAGAGUGGAAAAACAUUACCGUUGGCUGCUGUUCAGAAGGCUGAUUUUACACCAACUUGUACUGAGGCAGAAAUCUCUGAAUUGCACACUCCUGAAGAAUCUGGAGAGAUGAUGGUGUCACCAUUAAAUAGUUCAGAUACUUCAGAACAGAAACAAGAUAGUCCAGGCAUUUCUCAUCUCCUGAGAGAGAAGGGGUCUCUAAAGUCUACGUUUGAUGCAAUUUCCACAAAAACUCCUGAAAAAAGAAAAGCUAUGCUGGAAGAAAGUAGUGUGGAUAGUUUGUCAAUAAUUCUGGAAACACAAGCAUCUCGAGUGAAAUCAGGAAGUAAAAGGAGGACUCCAAAGCAGAAGUUGGAGCCAGCUGAAGUUGUAUCAGGCAUCAAGCAGCUUUUCAGGACCCCGGAGCAAAGGUCAGAACCAGUAGAGGCCUUGUCAGGCAUCAAGCAGCUCUUGAGGACCCCGAAGCAGAAGUCGGAGCCUGUAGAGGCUUUGUCGGGCAUCAAGCAGCUCAUGAAGACCCCGAAGCAGAAGUCAGAGCCUGUAGAGGCCUUGUCGGGCAUCAAGCAGCUCAUGAGGACCCCGAAGCAGAAGUCGGAGCCUGUAGAGGCUUUGUCGGGCAUCAAGCAGCUCAUGAAGACCCCGAAGCAGAAGUCGGAGCCUGUAGAGGCCUUGUCGGGCAUCAAGCAGCUCUUGAGGACCCCGAAGCAGAAGUCGGAGCCUGUAGAGGCCUUGUCGGGCAUCAAGCAGCUCUUGAGGACCCCGAAGCAGAAGUCGGAGCCUGUAGAGGCCUUGUCGGGCAUCAAGCAGCUCUUGAGGACCCCGAAGCAGAAGUCGGAGCCUGUAGAGGCUUUGUCGGGCAUCAAGCAGCUCAUGAAGACCCCGAAGCAGAAGUUGGAGCCUGUAGAGGCCUUGUCGGGCAUCAAGCAGCUCAUGAAGACCCCGAAGCAGAAGUUGGAGCCUGUAGAGGCCUUGUCGGGCGUCAAGCAGCUCUUGAGGACCCCACAGCAAGAGUUGGAACCAAUUACAGAUGAAACUGCCUUUAAAAGAUCAAUGCAGACUCCAGAACAAAAAAGGGAAGCAGUAAAAGAUGUGGCAAGUGUUGCUUCAAUCAAGAAAACUCCAAAGCUGAAAUAUGAACCAGUAGAAGACAUGUUUGGUGUCAGCCGUAUUUUCAAGACACCAAAGGAAAAAGUUGAACCCAUAGAAGAUGUGUUUGGUAUUAGUAGAUUAAUGAAGACUCCAAGAGAGAAGUAUCAACCAGUUGAUGAUUUUGCAGGUCUGCAGAGGCUUAUGGCAGAACCCAGGCAGAAGUGCUCUGAUCUUGAAGUGGACUAUGUUGGAGUUGCAGAAAUGUUUGAUAUACCAGAGGAAAUUAAGGUCAGAUCAGUAAAUGAUAUGGAUUCUAAGCAAGAAGAUACUGCACCUCCUUGUACUAAUUCCAGUCAUAAAUAUGAAGACAAAGCAAGUAUUUCAGAAGGUGAAGAUUCUCAACAGAAGGAAUCAACUAAUGAAGACCAGUCUACCCAGAGACUAAGAAGGGGCAGGCAACGCAAGGCAGUACAACCUGCUGCAGCAAAGCAGUGUGAAAAGGAUUUGAAUUUAAAAGAAUUGCAAGGUCAGGGAAAAAAGAGCACCCAAGAGGAGGUGGGAGAGACCAGUACUUCAACUUCAGUAGCUAAAAGUGAAGUAAGAGGAAAGAGAACAAACCGCUGCAUACAAGAAGAAAUUGUUUCAAAGCACCCUGAUCAGGAAAAAGUUGAAAGUGUUUCAUUUGUGGAAACACAUGAAGCUACUCAAAGACCAGGGAGAAGUAAAAGAAAAGAACCGAAGGAGUUAAAACAUCCAAGCGAGAAUCUUGAGUUUUGUCACAAAGAUUCUUCAGUGCUGCAAAAAGGACUUGCAAAUAUGAAACAGACUUUGCAGGAGUAUGGCAUCAACGACAUAUUAGAAACUGAAGAUGAUCCAACCAUAAAGACAGUAAGUGUAUCUGGUAGCAUUCAGAAUGAAAGUUGUCAACUGCAAACAGGUUUAAAAAGACCUCAAAACAAAUCUAAUGAAGGUGGUGUAGAAGACAGUGAAGAAAUGCUUCUGUCACCUGGGAAGCGGUCUAGAGGAGUAAAACAAGUAGAAAACAUAGAACCACUGGUUCCACCUAAAAGAGGAAGAAGAGCUAGAAAUGACCGAUUUAAACAAGCUUCUUCAGAGGACCUUAGUGGGACAACCAGGAAGCUUCGCAAAGACCCACCAGAAAAGCUGAUACAAAGAGAUGAACAGACUUUUGACAAAGAUACCGAGACUGUCACAGCAGAAGAAUCUGAAAAUGGACGUAAACUUGAAAUAAAGGUAACAGAGAAAAGAGUUAAGUCUUUAAGAAGUGCUAGAAAGCACUCAGCUGAAGUAAAAGCAGACAUCUGUGGGAUGGCACUUGAAAAUACACAAAACAUUCAGAAAACCAAGGAAAUUUCAGCUGAAACUGGUACUGAAACACGGUCACGCAUCAAAAAAGAGAUUAAAGUAUCUCAGGGAGAUGAAACAGAAAAUGCUCAGGAAAAUAAAACAGAGGCAUCUCAAAGAUCAAAGGCAGAGUCACCUUCUGGAGAGACAAACAAAAUGCCAGUUACUGCUCUGAACUUAGAAGCAAAUAGAAGUGCAGUACAAGAAACAACCAGAACUAGAAACAGGAGAGGCAAAAAUGACUCCUUGGAGAAAAAGGCUGAUGAAUUUGCUGAAGAUGUAAGCAACCUAGAACUACCUACCUCCAAAUUUAAGUCAGAAACAGAAACAGACAAAUCUUCUUUGAGCUCUGUUUGUGCCAUGAAGGACCAGAGCGACCCAGCUGGCACAUCAAUACUUGCUGCAAACACUGAUGGUCUUGCUCAUAGCCGUCAAACGCGGACGAGAAAGGGACAGGGAGUACUUAAACCAAAGCAAACUGAAAUCCUGCAGGAGAAUCAAGAACAAAAAGGUGGCAUGGCGCAUAGAAGAGGUAGAGGCAGAAAAGUUAAUUUUGAACUUGAAGAAGGCAGUUCCAAAGUGGUUGGAGGAAAAAGGAGUUUACCUGGGGAUGACAAAGGAAUGGUUUACAAAGAUGGUCAACAUGAGACUUCAGAAAAUCCUUCUUCACAGGUAAGGAAGAGCAGAAGAAAGGAAGCUGAUUCCGUGCCACAGAUAGCUUGUUCUGCCUUUAUGGAAAAACAAACAUUAAUUGCAGAUCAUAGUAAAGAUGAGGCUUUUGUAAAAGAGCAAGAUUCAGCUGUGGAAGCUACUCCCUCUUCGACAGAAGACAACCCACUGAGACGAGGGAGAAGACGAGAGGUUGCUGCAGCAUCACAAACAUCUAGAUCUCUUUCUAUCAGAAGAAGACGUGGGUUGCUGGAAGGUGAUGAUAAAAAGAUGACUGUGAGAGAAGAUCAAAACCCAGCUUUGGGAAGUAAAAGUUUGCAGGCAAAAGCAAAUGCAUCAGCAAGGGACAACAGGAAAAAGAUUGAUCUAGCAGCAGAGGCAAAAAGUUCAUCUUCUCCUCAGAGAAAAUGUGGCUUGUCAGAAACUGAUGAUAAAGAGGAGAGUACUAACGAAGAACAAAAUAUGCCUUUGGAAACAGUGUCCUCUGCAAAAGAGAAGCCAUUAGGAAGGGGCAGAAGGAAAGAAACUGCUUUGGCAUCACAAGCAACUAAUUACAUUUCUCUUAGAGGAAAACGCGGUUUGUCAGCAGAUAAUGGUACAGAAGAAGCUCCGAAAGAAGGUCAAAACGUUCCAUCAGAAACUUCUGAUUCAUCUAUAAAAGAAAAUCAACUGAGAAAAGGCAGAAGGAAAGAAAUUGCCAUCUUGUUAGAAGGCGCAAGUUCUAUUCAGGGAAAACAGGACUUAUCAAAAGAAAGUGGUAGAAAGAAUAAUUAUGGGGAAGCAAAACAGCUGAUUUUGGAGAAAUCUACUUCCCAAGAAAAGAUUGAUCUUUCAAAAGGGAACUCGAGGCAAAUGAUCACUUCACUGGCUGUUAGUUCCACCUCACUUCAAGGUUUGCCAGAAGACGGUAAGAAUGAAACUCCUGAAGAAGAACAGAGUAUACUUUUGGAAGUGGCUCCAUCUGCAAAAGAAAAUCCGUCAAGAGUGGGCAGAAAGAAAACAAUGUCUUCCAAAUCUGAAGAAACUAAUUCCACUUUAAUCAGGGAAAAACCUGGCUUGCCUAAAGAUAGACGUCAGAAGAGGAUUCUUAAAGACAAUGAAGAUACAUCUCUAGAAAAUAAUUCAUCCCAGGAAAAAACAAGACAACUGAGGAGUAAAAGGAAAAAGGUAGAAUUCACAUCAAAGGCAGCUACUUCUACUCUCCGUAAAAACGGCGACUUGCCAGAAAAUGGUAACGCUUCAGAAACUCAAAAUGUGUGUUUGACAUCCACUGGUUCGGAAAAAAAUGAUCGGUCUGGAAAAGGAAAAGAGGUUAACACUUUGCAACAGGCAUCUUCCACUUCACGCAGAAGAAAAUGUCAGUUGCCAGCAGAUGACUUAACAUCGAAAAAAUUAAAAUCAGAGAAUAAUGAGAAUAGAUCGCUACAAAAAGGAAGAAGAAACAAAAGUAAAGAAGAACUUGGCGAAGAGGGUGUGAGGGCUACUCGGACUGCUGGAGGGUCGGACAGGACGACAAGAUCAAGCACAAGAACAAGUGCAAGAACAAGAAAAUAGUCUUAAUGGUCACAGAACCAGUUUUUAAAUCAAUUCAGCAAUUGAAAUUGCAGGCUUUUUAAUGGAAAUUGACUUGCAUUCAAUUUUAAGCUUAAAUUUUUGUAAAGCAAUCACUGAUUUACGAUAUCAAAAUAUAUUUCUUAUAUUUCUUAACUGGUUGCAGAUGCAAUGUAGAUAUCUGUUUUAAUAGAUUUGUUUAUGUGUAGUGGCUCUUAAGUCUUGAGGUGUUAGUGCAAAAGUGCAAAUCUAAAAAAGAAUUAUUUUGUAACAGUAUUUAUCCCCCUUUUAAUGUUAAUCAGUAGAGCAGUCAGUAAACCAUAUUGCUUUACUGACAGUUUAAUUGUAAUCUAUUUUCUGCCUAAAUUUUCAUGUGUUUAAGUUUUAUUUUUUCAUUACAGUUCUGUAAAUAUUUUUUAAAAAAACUAUAGCUGUAUUAGCAGGGCUAUUACGCUGAAAUUUUGGUGUUUUUUUUUUUAAAAAAAAAGAAUCUUUGUACUGAAAAGUGGAGAUUUUUAAGCCAUUAAAUUUGUAAACAAUU